UCCCAAAGGACAAUAUCCGCCAUGUCCGCUCCAUAUCAACAAAUCCUGUACUCUGUCAAUGAUGGUGUGGCUACGAUCACGCUCAACUAUCCUGAACGAGCGAAUGCCAUAUCGAGUACAAUGUCAAAGGAAAUACCAGACGCCUUUGCACGUGCGAAUGAAGAUCCUGUCGUCAGGGUUAUUGUUCUGACCGGCACUGGCAAGUACUUUUGUACAGGAAUGGACUUGGGGGGCUCGUCAACAGCGCAAAACGGAAGGUCUUCGAGUCCGCAGGUGGAGGCCGGCUACAGGUUUUUUGAGUCAAUAGCAAAUUCACCCAAGCCGGUCAUUGCUCGCGUCAACGGUCCUUGCCUGGGCGGCGGGGUCGGUGUAUUGUUUUGCUGCGAUAUCCGAGUCUCUGUCGCAUCCGCGUAUAUCUCGUUCCCUGAAGUGCGGAGAGGACUUGUCCCUGCCAUAAUAUCGCUGUAUAUUACGCCCCAGCUGGGUCCAUUUCGAACCCGUCAGUACAUGUUGACAGGAGAGAAGGUGACCGCCAAGGAAUGCCUUCGCAUUGGUGCCUUAUCCGAAGUAGUGGAUGACGAGGUGGCUUUGGAUACAUGUACGAGAAAGUACUCUGAUUUGCUGAUCGAAGGAGCUCCUGGAGCACUGACGAAUGUCAAACACCUCGUGCGAUUGGUUUCUGAAUCGCCCGCACAUGAAGAUGCGAUCCCACAUGUAAAGGAAGUCUUUACAAAGAUGCUUCAGUCGGAGGAGGCGCGGGAUGGAAUGUCUGCAUUUUUAAAGAAAACCAAGCCUUCGUGGUCAAAGCAGAGGCCAUCAAAGCUCUGAGCCCUGUGAUGGACACUGAGAGCUCUGAGGUGAUGACUUCCAACUUUGAAGCGCCGAAUGUGCAGUAGGUGUACGUCUGGCUCAUGAGGUCCCGGAGUGUGUUACAACAUCUAUGUUGAAGCUGGUAAAGUCAUAAUACGAACGAAACUCAAAUGAGACACCCUACCAAGGGAAGGCAGCGUAAAUUGUAGUUUACUUGAGGUACCUUCAGGUGUGUCUUUCAAGUAGAUGAAUUGUUGAUAAAUCCGACAGUCUUCUUGUUAUACAAAAUUGAAAUCAGUUAUGAGCACUAGUAUGUCCUGGCGAUAUGAUCACUAUCCGUUGGCUUGGACGGAUUUGGGUUACAGUUAAGGACGAGUAUUUAUGUACACAUUUACAAAAAAAAAGUACAAGAUAAAAAAC
Messenger RNA from Spizellomyces punctatus DAOM BR117, 1230 nucleotides. RefSeq lists its product as uncharacterized. The transcript has 3 exons. The record is from RefSeq and is a predicted model, not a curated record. The coding region runs from base 22 to 828 and encodes 268 amino acids. Lineage: Eukaryota; Fungi; Chytridiomycota; Chytridiomycetes; Spizellomycetales; Spizellomycetaceae.